Messenger RNA from Vigna angularis (adzuki bean), 1440 nucleotides. Its product is annotated as probable 2-carboxy-D-arabinitol-1-phosphatase. Lineage: Eukaryota; Viridiplantae; Streptophyta; Magnoliopsida; Fabales; Fabaceae. The transcript has 7 exons. Gene Ontology annotation, molecular function: phosphatase activity. The record is from RefSeq and is a predicted model, not a curated record. The coding region runs from base 109 to 1017 and encodes 302 amino acids.
GAUUUUAUUUACAAUAGUAUCCACUAAAGGAAACUACAACCACAACCACAACCUUAAACUCACAGUAUAUACCGUUCCGUGCCUUGAGUUGUGUGUCAGUUGAGGGAAAUGGGCACUUCAGGGAUUAUCUUCUCGACCACACAUCUGUGCUCACCUUCCAAUUCUAUUUCCUUCCCUAGCCCACGGCCAUGGCCACUUCUCCCUCAACUUCGAACUUCGACACGUGCUCUUCCUCUUUCCCGAAUUCGCUCCUCAGUUUCUUCUUCUUCUUCUACUACUACAGAGCUUACCCCAGAUAAACUUCCGACAAUUGAUUCUUCUGUAACUGGUGGUGCAUAUGAUUUCACAAAAGCAACAACAUCACUAACGAAUGAGUUAAUCUCUUCACCGAAGAAAGUAACUCUUUUAAGGCACGGUCUUAGCACUUGGAAUGCAGAAAGCAGGAUUCAGGGAAGCUCAGAUUUGUCUGUAUUAACUGAAGUUGGAGAAGAGCAAGCAGAAAGGUGCAAGAAAGCCUUGGAAAAUAUAUACUUUGACCAGUGUUUUGCAAGUCCAAUCUCUCGUGCCAAGCAAACUGCUGAAAUUGUAUGGCAAGGCAGGGAAAAACCAUUGGUUUAUCUUGAUUCUCUCCGAGAGAUACCUCUAUAUCACCUUGAAGGCAUGACAAAUGUGGAUGCUAAGCGAAUAUAUCCCAAAGAGUAUACAAUUUGGAGAGAAGAUCCAGCCAAUUUCAUCAUGAAUGGUAGAUAUCCUGCACGAGAUCUGUGGAUAACUGCAAGAGAUUGUUGGAAGGAAAUGUUAUUGUCGCCUGGUGAAAGCUUUCUGGUUGUGACUCACAAAUCUAUAUUGAGGGCAUUAAUUUGCACUGCUUUAGGCCUUGACCCAGAGAGGUUUCGUUCAAUUGAUAUCAACAAUGGCGGAUUAUGUGUCUUCAACUUCAAUGUCAGAGGAGAAGCAAUGCUUAAGGGUUUAAAUAUGACUGCUCACAUGUACAGUGAUCAUGUCUAUCCUGGUUAGUUCAACCUACAUGCGAAGGCAACACUUGCCAUUUUUAUGGGUAACUGGAAUUUACCAUGGAACAACAACAGUGAAGAUCUGAUGUGGAAUUUUUAGUUUUAAUCAUGUGAAAGUCCGAAUCUUUGGCAAGUGGGUGGGUCCAACAAGGAAGAAGGCUGAUUUUAUAGCAGGGGGUUUGAAUUUUCACACAGCCCUCUCUUCCUUUGAUAUAUAGACAUAUAGGAAUGGAGAACUUGAGUAUAAUUUGAGAAAACUAAUUACGUGAUUUCCAACCUUCGUUGUAUGUAUGGAGUCUAUUCAAUCUCCUCAUUUUCAAUAAAUAUUAUUUGAUGUCACGAUGUGCAAGUCUAGGAAACUCAAAAUAUUUUUACGAGGAGCACUGUUCAAUGCUCUAUAAUUUAUUUUACAUGAAGAUUUAUGUUU